Molecule: messenger RNA, 894 nt
Organism: Penicillium macrosclerotiorum
Lineage: Eukaryota; Fungi; Ascomycota; Eurotiomycetes; Eurotiales; Aspergillaceae
Product: EAF7 family protein
Exons: 4
Coding region: 1-894 (297 amino acids)
Biological process (GO): regulation of transcription by RNA polymerase II
Cellular component (GO): NuA4 histone acetyltransferase complex; nucleus
Source: RefSeq, a predicted model, not a curated record
AUGCCUCCUCGAAAGAAGACCAAGCGCGCACAUUCUACCAGCCCACAAGAUGAUGCGCCGGCCCAAUCGAACGCGAACACCCCAGGAUCAAGCGACAGUGCCGACAAGGCCGAACCAGAGCCCAAACCCGAGUACGAUUUGAUCAGCGACCCCUGGACAGAUGAACAAGAGACAGCACUCCUGAAAGCAAUUAUAAAAUGGAAACCCGUUGGCGUGCAUAAACAUUUUCGCAUGCUCGCGAUCGCGGACUAUUUGAAGAGCCAAGGAUAUGCUCCUUCGUAUGCCGAACAUAUGCGCAUUCCAGGGAUAUGGAAGAAGCUAGGUUCACUGUACAACCUCGAGGCCCUUGACGAGCGGGAGGACUCGGUCAUCACAGAUGGAAACGACGAAGACGAAGAACCGAGUGAAAGAUAUUGGCCCUUUGAGCUUCCAUAUGACGAAUAUGGCGACAUGAUGUUUGAGAGGCGGUUAGCAAUGGAAGGAUCUUCGUCACCUAUAAGCCAACCCGCAGAGUCUCGACGAGGCAGCACCGUCGCAGAUACGGAUGAGCCGCGCUCGUCGCCCGCCCCGUCUCGGGGUCGUAAAUCGAAUCGCAGCACUCGACAGCCGACCCGAGAAACACGUUCAACAAGGUUACAGGUAGAAGUUAGCUCUGGAAGUCAAGGGAAGGCAUCCGACGAGGAGGAGGAUUCUGGUGAGGAGACAGGCGCAAACGAAGAAGGCGACGAAGGCGACGAAGGAUCCGAAGGGGAGAAGGAUAGCGAUGGCGAAGAAGAGGAGAGUGAGAAAGGAGGCUCACGAAGCACACGAGCGCAGGCAUCAAGGUCCAAACAAAAAGAUAACAAGAAGGCCUCCACAAGUACAGCAGCGCGCCGUACUGGACGUCGACGUUGA